Lindgomyces ingoldianus is the source of this 1986-nucleotide messenger RNA. RefSeq lists its product as uncharacterized. Lineage: Eukaryota; Fungi; Ascomycota; Dothideomycetes; Pleosporales; Lindgomycetaceae. The coding region runs from base 154 to 1770 and encodes 538 amino acids. The record is from RefSeq and is a predicted model, not a curated record. Gene Ontology annotation, molecular function: zinc ion binding. The transcript has a single exon.
GAAUGCUUAGUCCCCGUACCAACACCUCCGCUUGCCUCCAACGUCCUACAACCUCCAUCAUGAAAUUUCGUCUGUCUAUCUAAGUCUAGAACUUCCUCUGUCGACAUACUCGAGUCCUGAUUCCGAAAUUGUAAUCUCUCCCUCCCUCCCCCCAUGACCUCCGUCCCUCCCCUGCCCGCCUCGCAGCGCAGGUCUCCUCCCCGCGAAGCUGCCGAGCCGGCGUCCCAGCAUGAGCAAUCGCAGCUGGGUCGCACCGACAGCGAAGCCUAUUCCGCGACGUCUGAAGACUCGCAGACACUGCUCCUGAAUAGCCCGCACCCGCCACAAGCGCAGAGACCCGUUGAACAGUCACAGUCACAGUCGCAUUCACAGCCGCAUUCACAGUCGCAGAAAGAAUUAACGGCGGCUCCGCAGCCGGACGACGAGCCUCGCAAAUGCUGGAUAUGUUUCAAUGACGAAACCGAAGACGAACCCACCUCCUCAGAAUGGCGCAGCCCCUGUCCCUGUGUCCUCGUUGCGCACGAAAAGUGCCUGCUCGACUGGAUCGCCGAUAUGGAGGCCCCGAGCUCCCGGCGGCGGGCUGGUGGUGGGAGAGGCAAGAUACUGUGUCCGCAGUGCAAGGCUGAGAUCAAGGUUGUGCGGCCACGGAGCAUAGUCGUGGAUCUUGUGCGGACGGUGGAGAGGUUCACGGGGAUGAUGCUAUUGCCCGGGUUCUUUAUCGUAGUGGGGUCAGCGGUCUACAGCACGGCUACCCUGUUGGGCACACAUGCUGUCUAUGAAGUCUUUGGCAUAGAAGAUGGAGCGCAGAUUCUAAUGCCUAUUUACGAAUCCCCAACGAUGCAUCAGUCGAUCGUGGCACGGGCGAUGGACCACCUACGGUUGAAUUGGAGACUGGACCUGGGGCUUCCACUGAUUCCAACUGUUUUGAUAGCCUCGCGGACCACACUGGCUGAUAGCUUUCUCCCAUUCUUGCCGCUGAUAUUCUUCGCGAGCUCGGGCAGACCCCAGGACGAGAUGAUGCCGUUCCAAUGGCCGCCGAGCGCUGCCUUCACCAUUGCCGCACUGCCUUACAUCCGAGGUGUCUACAAUGCAUACUACGAACGUGUCUGGCUACCAAAAGAACAACGAUGGCUCAAGGAAAUUCAACCACGUGCUGGUGACACAGAUGGAAACAACGGCGCUGACAACGACAACGCGGGAGACCAAAUCGAAGAAGUGCUCGAGGACGGCGACGACGACGCCGUCAUCGAAGCUGUAGAACUCGAAGUUGACUUCGACCUCUUCGGUGACUGGAACAACGGCGGUGCGGCCGACAACAAUGCUGCCGAGGAAAACCCCCCAGUACCCAUCGCCCGCGGCCCUGCACCACCCCUCCACGCCCCUCCCCAAGACGUAGACGUACAGGAUGCUGCCCCCGCACCAAAUGUCCCCGGCAGAAGAAACCGCAUCCGCCGCGAACGCAACAUGCAAUUUAGCACGACCUCCCUGGCAGACACCAUCCUCGGGGCUCUCAUCUUCCCCUCUAUUGCGGCUGCAGUCGGUGAGGUGUUGAAACACGCACUGCCAAAGUCAUGGGUUACAAAGCCCGCAGACGGUAAAGUGACGGGAUUUCUGCAGGCGAGGUGGGGACGGAGCAUCUUGGGGGGCUGUCUAUUUGUGGGGGUUAAGGAUGUAGUGAUGCUAUAUGUGCGGUGGAAGAUGGCGCAGAAUCAUCGGAAGCGGAGAGUAGAGGAUUAUGAUCGAAGUAAGAAGAAAAUUGUGAGGCCAUAGGGUUGGAAUGGGGAAGGAAUGGUGCUGCUGGGUCUGGUAUUAUGAUACAUCACCUAUGGUGGCCGCUUUGGCCUUUAGUUGUGGAUUUUAGGGAUAGAGGUUCUGCACUCGUGAAGAGGACUACCUACAAAGAGGAAUGACACAAUAGCUACAUGCCUAGGAUUUGGGGUUUUGGGUUCAUAGAUGAUAAGGGAUACAAUCCCUAUCCUCACUAAG